UGCAGCACGGCUCCAUUGCCAUGCGCCACGCGUCCGCCACGUCGGCGCUCUCGAACACGUGUCCCGUCGCUCCUCCGGUGUGCUGCGGCUGCGCAAUAUAUAUAGCCCAUCAACAUCAAGCAAAUUCAAUUCAGUCGACCGCUUAGCUUGGCUUUGCUUCAUCGUUGCAUUGGAUCGUUCAGAUCAUCAGCCGCAGCAGGAGGAUCGGAGGACAUGGCGGCUUCGGUUGCGCGGCAUCAGCUUCAGCAGCAGCAGCAGCCGACGGGGGCGACGAGCAUGAUGGCGCGGGUGGAGCGACUGGACCUGGUGCUGGGCUACCUGGAGGAGAUGAUGCAGCAGCAGCACCGCCGCAGCAGCAGCAGUACCGGCGGCGGCCUCAUGACGAUGACGAGUGAUGACUCGUCGGCCGCCAGCACGCCGAGGGGGAGCAAGAGCUGGUGCCGCCGCCCGGCCAAGGAGGCGCUGGAGGAGGCGCAGGCCAAGGGCACCCUCGUCGACCGCAUCGCCUUCCUAGAGGACCGCGUGCUCAAGAUGGAGGAGGACAUGGACAUCAUCACGCCAGAGAAGACGAUGACGAUGAGCGGCUAUGGCCACGACGCUAUCUGCAGGGAUCAUCGCAGCAGCAGCAGCAAGAAGAAGGGGCUCAAGAGCUUUGUCAAGUCCUGCGUCAGAGGCAAACUCAAGACCAAGGACUAGCAACUGCAAGCUACCACUACCACCUAGUAUAUACUAUCAGCAUAACAUAUAUAUAGUACUAGCUAGUAUGUUGUGUGUAUGUGGAGCAUAUGUGUAUGUAGCUGCCACCGGAACACUACUCCAUAUAUAUUUUCCUUCAAAAAAAAAACUACUCCAUAUAUAUUGCCCCAUGCGUAUCAUGUUAUUAUGUACUCCUACUACAAAAUGCUACGUCGUCUUGCCUUGGGAAA
Messenger RNA from Panicum virgatum (switchgrass), 926 nucleotides. RefSeq lists its product as uncharacterized. Lineage: Eukaryota; Viridiplantae; Streptophyta; Magnoliopsida; Poales; Poaceae. The transcript is spliced from 2 exons. The record is from RefSeq and is a predicted model, not a curated record. Bases 214 to 696 code for a protein of 160 amino acids.